GCUCCUACUUCCGGGUUAGCGGCGCGCAGCCGUACGCCGCAGCGGAGUCAGAACCGGAUCAGAAGGAUAACAGCAGGAAAUGAGAAGAGUGUGUGGAACACAGGAAGGAAUACUAGCGGACAUUCUCAGUCAGUAUUGAUUGUUAUUGAUCAGCGUAGAGCGGGAACCCUGUUAGCAUCCGGCCAGGUAGCCUAGCUUCCAGCAUGAGGCUCAAAGUGGGAUUCCUUCUUCGGAGUCUGCUCGUCAUAGGGACGUUUCUGGGUCUGGUGCUGCUCUGGUCCUCUCUGUCACCCAAACCCAACGACGAGAACCCGUUUGGAAAGAGGGAGGACAGUUUGCUGCCCAAGGGAGAUGUGGCAGGUCAGUUUAAGGCUGUGGUGCCCUGGCCUCAUGUGGAAGGGGUGGAAGUUGACCUGAACUCCAUCAGACUCAAACAUGGUGGGUCGGACCAUCUCCCGGACCAGCAGCCCAACCAGAAGCAGGUCAUCCAGCAGCAGUAUGUGACCUUUAAACCUCACACACAUGAUUACACCAACCCUGUUCUGAAGAAAGGCAUCCUGGGAAAUUUUGAGCCCAAGGAGCCCGAACCUCCAGGGGUCCCUGGUGGCCCUGGAGAGGCAGGCAAGCCAUUUGUUCUGGGUCCAGAGUACAAAGACUCCAUCCAAGCCUCCAUCAAAGAGUUUGGCUUCAACAUGGUGGCUAGUGAUAUGAUCUCACUGGACAGAACCAUCAGUGACCUGCGGCAUGAAGAGUGUAAGUUCUGGGAUUAUGAUGACAGACUGCUGACAUCCAGUGUGGUGAUAGUUUUCCAUAAUGAGGGCUGGUCAACGCUCAUGAGGACUGUCCACAGUGUCAUUAAGAGGACCCCCAGGAGGUACCUUGCUGAGAUCGUCAUGAUAGACGACUUCAGCAACAAAGUCCAUCUGAAGGAGCGUCUGGAGGAGUACAUCAAACAAUGGAACGGUCUUGUAAAACUCUUCAGGAAUGAGAAGAGAGAAGGACUGAUCCAGGCCCGGAGUAUCGGAGCCAAGAAGGCCACUAAAGGACAGGUUUUGAUCUACUUGGAUGCUCACUGUGAAGUUGGAAUCAACUGGUAUGCUCCGCUGGUUGCACCAAUUUCAAAAGACAGAACGGUCUGUACGGUGCCUCUGAUCGACUCCAUCCACGGACAGAGCUUCAUCUUGGAGCCCCAGGGUGGAGGAGACAGCGACGGCUAUGCUAGAGGAGCCUGGGAUUGGAGCAUGCUCUGGAAGAGAAUUCCUCUGGGAGACAGAGAAAAAAAAUUCAGAAAAACUCAAACUGAGCCAUAUAGGUCUCCAGCUAUGGCUGGAGGUCUCUUUGCCAUAGAGAGAGACUUCUUCUUUGAGUUGGGUCUUUAUGAUCCUGGACUUCAGAUCUGGGGAGGAGAGAAUUUUGAAAUAUCAUAUAAGAUCUGGCAGUGUGGUGGACAGCUGCUCUUUGUACCAUGUUCUCGGGUCGGUCACAUUUACAGACUUCAGGGAUGGCAGGGAAACCCUCCACCUGCACAUGUUGGAUCUUCACCCACACUGAAGAACUAUGUUCGUGUGGUGGAGGUGUGGUGGGACGAAUACAAGGACUACUUCUACGCCAGCCGUCCUGAAACUCUGACGCUGGCUUAUGGAGACAUCAGUGAUCUGAAACGCUUCAGGGAGGAACAUCGAUGCAAGAGCUUCAAAUGGUUCAUGGAGGAAAUAGCUUAUGACAUCCCACUGCACUACCCACUUCCUCCCAAAAAUGUUGAAUGGGGAGAGAUUCGUGGCUUAGACACCAGUUACUGUAUCGACAGCAUGGGACACAACAACGGGGGGAAUGUGGAAAUUGGCCCCUGUCACAGGAUGGGAGGCAAUCAGCUGUUCCGCAUCAAUGAAGCCAACCAGCUGAUGCAGUAUGACCAGUGCCUGACCAGAGGAGAGAGUUCAGCCGUCAUCAUCACUCACUGUGACCAGAAGCAGUACACUGAGUGGAAGUACUUCAAGGAUCUCCAUCGCUUCACUCACAUGCCAACAGGGAAAUGUCUGGACCGCUCCGACCUGCUGCACAAAGUCUUCAUAUCCGACUGUGACAACAGUAAAACCACCCAGAAAUGGGAGAUGAACAACAUCGUAGCUGUGUGAGGACUGGAUGAAGCUUCUGGAAGCUGGAGGACAAAUGUGGGCUUUUAUCAGAACCCCAUCCAUAUAAAAUGUUGAGUCUUUGGCUCAGCUGCACCUUCCAGCCGACUCAUGCCUUUAAUAACGUGAAUCCCACAGACGGAAGGAGGACCAGUAGGACCGCUGGACCGAACUGAAGCUUUCUCUGACCUUCUGUGAUGGUUGAGUUUACAUCGGUUCUCUCUUUGAUCUUUUGGGAAUUCUGCUCUUUCCUAAACUUUGAUUCGGGAAGUUCAACUUCAUUUUUCUGAUUAGCUCACUUACCAAAGAGACCGUGUGAGUGGAGGAGGAUUUACUGGGAUCAGAUGUGCUUGUUGUGGAUGGUACGAUAUCUGAAGUGGUCAGAGUCUGGAACCACCAAGCACUCACUGGUUCAUCAUCAUAUUCAUUAAGUUUUAUGAAGUUUUGUGUCUGUAAACAAUGAAAACGGAAAAAAAUCUGUUGGAUUUUGUGUCGCCAUUUUAGUCUCAUCAACUUCUGAACAAAUGAUGAAGGAAAAGUGAAAUAGAACAAAAUCCUGAAAGAAAACUCUCCAGUUCUUCAUAUCACUCCAGGUCUGUGCCAGGAACUGUCUGGACACAACUCAUUUUUUCUGACUGGUUAUUUUUCUGUUUCUUUGCUUUUAUUUCUGGGAAUAGCGGCAGACUUCAGGCUGCCGGCCUCACCGACCGUUUGCAGCCAGGUGACCGGGCUACUGUGACCAGGUGACCGUCUGGAAUAAAAAUAAAAAAAAAGUUGGGGUUGUUGGGACGGGACAGAUUCUGGUGGGGUCAUGAAAACGAGAUUUGAUGGUGUGGAUCAUGUUUUCAGCGUUUUUACAAUGUCAAAAGAAUUCCUUUUAAAGAUGAUGGUGUGUGUUAUGUGAAGGGCCUGAAUGAUGUACAUAUCUAAUUUAUAGCAGAGAUUUAAUAACGUGGGCCAUAUGUUUGGUGACUGAGGAAAUUAAAGACUUUUGCUACA
Melanotaenia boesemani (Boeseman's rainbowfish) is the source of this 3131-nucleotide messenger RNA. It is a transcript of the gene galnt7, whose product is annotated as UDP-N-acetyl-alpha-D-galactosamine: polypeptide N-acetylgalactosaminyltransferase 7. Lineage: Eukaryota; Metazoa; Chordata; Actinopteri; Atheriniformes; Melanotaeniidae. The record is from RefSeq and is a predicted model, not a curated record. The transcript has 15 exons. Gene Ontology annotation, cellular component: Golgi apparatus. The coding region runs from base 204 to 2135 and encodes 643 amino acids.